AUGCAUUUUUGUUAAAUUUUCAUCCAUUCUGAAUACAUGCCAUUUCUACACACUUGCCAAGAAUAACUUUUAAAUUGGUUAAAUUUCCAAAUUUUACAUCAAACGACUUUUCUGCAGUGGAGAAUACUGAGUAAAAUAAAUUUAUAGUUUAUUAUUUAAAGGACAUAGCAUAGGUGCAGUGCUGUUCAUUUAAAGAUUCUUAUGUGGACUUGUGAAAAAGAGGAGACAUUUCCAGCCAGCCAUAUCCUCCGUUGGGUUUCCUUUAAACAUAGGAAUGGACCCUACUAACAGCUUAACUGGUACUUGA
Molecule: messenger RNA, 307 nt
Organism: Paramecium octaurelia
Lineage: Eukaryota; Ciliophora; Oligohymenophorea; Peniculida; Parameciidae
Source: the annotation of a GenBank genome assembly